Messenger RNA from Patiria miniata (bat star), 1584 nucleotides. RefSeq names its product tauropine dehydrogenase-like. Gene Ontology annotation, molecular function: oxidoreductase activity. Bases 252 to 1460 code for a protein of 402 amino acids. Lineage: Eukaryota; Metazoa; Echinodermata; Asteroidea; Valvatida; Asterinidae. The record is from RefSeq and is a predicted model, not a curated record. The transcript has 7 exons.
GGAGAAGCUAGCACGCCGGACUGAGAAGUGAGACCGUGACACUGGUGCGCGAGCAAUGCGUAAAAAAUACAUGUACUGCACCGCCUGGAAGGAAUAACAGUGAUUCGCUAUACAUUUGCCGGGGCUUCACAGUGUACUACCUCCAAGCAUAGAGCAAGGAACACAGCUCGUCUGAUUUCAGCAUAGAGCAAGGAAUUUCAGUUCAGCAUCACAACUCAUCCUAGCUGAUACGUGCGUUCUUUGUUUUAGAUAUGCAUCUGAAGGUGCUGAUACUUGGUGGAGGAAAUGGUGCCCACGUGCAUGCAGGUAUCGCGGCCAGCAACCCUGACAAUGAGGUUCGGGUGUUGAGCUUAUUCCAAGACGAGGCUGAACGCUGGAGUAAAGCUCUUGAAAGCUCAGACCUCGUGCUCGACUACACGGACGUGGAUGGGAAAGAACAGCAGUUUGUUUCAAAACCUGGCUUGAUUACCAACGACCCCAAAGUAGCUGUGCCGGGAAGUGACAUCAUCGUGUUUGUUGUUCCUGCUUUUGCACAUGCGCAGUACUGGGAAGCAUUGAAGCCUCAUAUGGAGCCAGGCAUGGUUGUCAUAGGAAUGCCUGGUGCAGCUGGCUGGGAGUUCCAAGCUUAUGAUAUUUUAGGGGACAAAGCGAAAGGGAUCACAUUCUUUAAUUUCAACUCUCUGCCAUGGACCUGUCGCGUGACAGAGUUUGGUAAGAGGGCUGACAUCGUUGGCUUCAAGGAACAUUUUGUGGGCGCCAUCAGGAAAGGCAGAGUGGAACCGAAGGUUGACCCAUUGAAAGCCAUCCAGCAAUCUCUUGGCCCCCUCCCAGUAUGCGCAGCCUACGGUGACCUUCUAGGGAUGACCUUAACCUACACCAAUGCUUUUAUUCAUCCUUCAAUCAUGUAUGGGAGAUGGCAUGACUGGGACGGUAAGCCGGUGAGCGAGUCUCCUCUCUUCUAUCAGGGCCUGGACCAAACGUCCGCAGACCUGCUCUCGAGUGUCAGUGGUGAGAUUGUAGCCAUUGCCAAGGCCAUCUGCGCCAAGAAUGCUGAUAUCGACUUGUCCAAUGUCAAACAUAUAUCUGAUAUCACGUUAGAUUUUUACGCCGAUGACAUCGAAGACAAGAGCUCAUUCCUACGGAUGAUGCAGAGCAACAAAGCGUACGAAGGAUUGCGUCACCCCGUCACCAAUAAUGAAGGUGGCGGUGUGAGCCCCAAUUUCAAGUUCCGAUACCUUUGUGAGGACGUCCCAUUUGGUCUGGUUGUACACCGGGGUAUCGCUGAAAUCGUCGGCGUUCCUACACCGAACAUCGACAAAAUCAUCACAUGGGGACAGGGCUUAAUUGGUAAAGAGUUCUUAGUCGACGGUAAAAUCACAGGGAAGGAUAUUGGAAUGACGAGAGCUCCACAGAGGUACGGGUUCACCACUUUGGACGCCAUAUUGGGUGAUCAUUUGUGAACUAUGUAGUGAGUAUCGGUAGCAAAUUACAAUCGACAUUUUCACCAACCUAUUUAACACAAACGCAUGACGAUAAAUAUAAUGCAUGGUAACCGAAGUAACAGAAAUAUGACUAUGCCGACUU